Lates calcarifer (barramundi perch) is the source of this 2591-nucleotide messenger RNA. Its product is annotated as interferon-induced, double-stranded RNA-activated protein kinase. The transcript has 18 exons. Gene Ontology annotation, biological process: protein phosphorylation. Gene Ontology annotation, molecular function: ATP binding; protein kinase activity; double-stranded RNA binding. NCBI's taxonomy places the organism in Eukaryota, Metazoa, Chordata, Actinopteri, Centropomidae. Bases 154 to 2205 code for a protein of 683 amino acids. The record is from RefSeq and is a predicted model, not a curated record.
UCAGCUGAAUCGAUACAGAGCAGGCAUAUGAACGCGGACCGGGGAGGCGAGCAGAGAUGGGAAGGGAUGAGGUGGAAGAACAAUGAGAUUUACACUUUCUUCGGACAUUUUUAUGUACUUUAAGGUCAAAUUCCGACUAUUGCGUCAUUUAUAAUGGAAACUGGAAACUACGUGGCUAAACUAAACGAGUUUUCACAGAAAACACGCUCGACGCUGGACUAUGAAGAGCUUGGCUCUGCCGGACCUGAUCACAUUAAAACAUUCAGGCAGAGGGUAGUCUUUAAUGGCAAAGGCUACCCUCCUGGUGAGGGGAAGAACAAGAAGGAAGCCAAGCAAAAUGCUGCUAAAAAUGCACUGACAAGCUUGUUGGGCAGCGACCAGGAGUCAGUUGACUCGACAAGUGCAGCAGAAACUUCCACUGCACCAGAUUAUCAGACGACAGGUACCAGUCACGUCAACUACAUCUGUUGGCUGAAUGAAUAUGGUCAGAAGAACAGGCUGAGUAUAAGGGCUGUGGAGUCAACCAAACCAGGGUUAAAUAAUGCUGUUCAAUGCUGUAGCUUUGUGGUUGGUGAUAAGGAGUACCCAGCUGUCUCUGGAAAAACAAGGCGAGAAGCCAAGGAGGAAGCAGCCAAGCUUGUAUAUGAUGUGAUAUGUGGCAGUAAAACCACAGAGACUGCAGAUCUGCAAGAUGAGGAAUUAAAUCAAAGCAUUUCUGAUAUCUGCAACAAAACAGGGGGCCUGAGUUUGAACAACAGCUUUACAGAGACAAAUUACAUCGGAAUCGUCAACCACUACUGUCAGAAAAAAAGGCUCUCCCAUACAUUUAUUGAAGUGAGGAGCUGUGGCCCACCUCACAACCGUCAAUUCUUCUACAAAUUAGUGAUUGACAACAAGGAAUACCCUGAGGGUGAGGGUAAGACUGUCAAGGAAGCCAAACAAAGUGCAGCUCAGCUGGCCUGGUCUGCUCUUCAAGAACAGUCUGACUGGGACAGUAAGGUGUCAUUCAGGUCAACAGCGUCCGAAGAUGGUGCACCACAUAUCUCAGCGCCAUCAGCUACAAUGGAUUCCAGUGAAUCAUCAUCGCAAAGCGUGCCAAUGAGUACAAGUGACUCGAUAAUGUUCAUAGAUUCAUCAAACCCUUCCCAGGCUCAGGUGUCCUUCAGGUCAACCAUGUCUGAAAAUGAUACAACAUCCAGUUUGUCUGACCCAUCGUCACAAAGCAUGCCAAUGGGUGCAAGUGAUCAGGCUGCUGUCAAAACCAAGAGUAUGGGGAACGGCGUGACAACAACCCAGUCAAGAUUUAUAUCAGACUUUGAUUGCAUAGAGCGUCUUGGCAAAGGAGGCUUUGGUCAUGUUUACAAAGCAAGAGAAAUACUGGUCGACAAGUAUUACGCCAUCAAAGUUGUCCGUGGUAAAAAAAAAGCUCUGCGAGAGGUGACAGCACUAUCAGACCUUCAACAUGAGAACAUUGUUCGAUACUACAACUGUUGGAUGGAAGAUUCAGAAUACAAACAGGACUGUUCAGAAGACAGUUCCAGCUCUUCUCAGUCGAUCAGUAAUUCAUCACCACAGUACCUCUACAUUAAGAUGGAAUUAUGUGACACCAAAACACUCAAAGACUGGAUAACUGAGAUGAACAAGAUAACUCUGCAACACUCCAAGAGAAGAGAACAAAGUCUAAACAUUGCUCAACAAAUAGUCAGUGGAGUCGAGUACAUUCACUCCAAAAAAUUAAUCCACAGAGACCUUAAGCCUGCCAACAUCAUGUUUGGACGGGAGAGAGAAGUGAAGAUUGGGGACUUUGGUCUGGUCACUGCUCAGGUUGAUGACGAUGAUGAUGAAAACCUGAUGGAAAGAACAAACAAAACAGGAACCCCAUCUUACAUGGCUCCUGAGCAGAAGAGUGAGAGGAACUAUGACGAAAAAGUGGACAUAUUUGCAUUGGGGCUGAUAUACUUUGAACUCCUUUGGAAACUCUCCACUGGCCAUGAAAGAGUAGUGAUUUGGAAGGAUGCCAGAAGUCAGAAGUUGCCUGAAAAGUUUUCAUUGACCUUUUCCCAUGAGAAUCGUAUCAUUAAGUCAUUGCUGUGUGUGAAGCCAGAGGACCGACCCAAAGCACGUAAACUGAAGACAGAGCUAGAAAAGUGGGCUCAGACACUCAAUGCACAAAAAAAUAUGCAGCAGCAAAAUGUAACUGUCUGAUACUGCCACAAAAUCUGUCUCUUCUGAUGUCUGUGAAUUAAAGAAAUGAUUUGAUAUACUAUUAUGAAAUAUGAUUUUGUGGGGAAAUGGUUAAUUACUGCACUUAUAUAGCACUUUAACCUGAGAUCCACUCAUACACACACAACACACUCACUUGUCUGUGGCAAUGGACACUUCAGACAGAAUAAAAUCAACUGUAUUAUGAAUUUAAACAGUAACUGUUACAUUAAUUCACAUCUUUUCAAAAUAAUCAUGUGCCUGAUCUCUGUGUCAACAGCUGACAUUUUAUUCAGUGUUGUGAAAUGUAUUUUUAAGUGAUGUCACAUAUCUGCCUUUGCUUUGUACUGAAUGUGUUAAGUUUGGAAAUAAAAUAAUGGUUAUCUGGG